Vigna angularis (adzuki bean) is the source of this 2100-nucleotide messenger RNA. Its product is annotated as protein FAR1-RELATED SEQUENCE 5-like. The coding region runs from base 1 to 2100 and encodes 699 amino acids. Gene Ontology annotation, biological process: regulation of DNA-templated transcription. The transcript has 3 exons. NCBI's taxonomy places the organism in Eukaryota, Viridiplantae, Streptophyta, Magnoliopsida, Fabales, Fabaceae. The record is from RefSeq and is a predicted model, not a curated record.
AUGGUUUUUGAAACUGUUAAUGAAGUAAAGGUAUUUUAUAUACAAUAUGCAAUAUCAAAGGGUUUUGGAAUUCGUACAAGGAGUUCAAGGAAGAACAACAAGAAUGAAUUAUGUUACUUCAUGAUGGUGUGUUCUAGGGCUGGAAAAUAUGUGUCCCCCAUUCAGAAUCAAAUGAUUGGACGUCCAACAUGUGCUAAUGAUUGUGCAGCUCGAAUGAUUAUAUCAAAAAGAGAUGAUAAGUGGUACAUUUCAGGAUUUCAUGAUGUACAUAGUCAUGAUCUUAGUCCAACAAAGUUGAGAUUGUUCCGAGGCAAUAAAAGGAUGAAUCUCAACGUCAAAAGAACUAUAAACUUGAAUGCCAAAGUAGGAGUUAGGAUUAAUAAGAGUUUUCGGUCCUUGGUUUGUGCUACAGGAGGUUACGAGAACAUGGAGUUUGUCGAACACGAUGCUAGAAAUUAUGUGCCCAAACAAAGAAGAGCCUUAUCAAAAGAUGGUGAUGCUAAGGCACUCUUAAACCAUUUCUCGUCCAUGAGAGAAUUAAAUAAGGAUUUUUUUUACAGCAUUGAUGUGGAUGACGACAAUCGCAUACUUAAUGUGUUUUGGGCUGAUGCACGAAGUAGGGCAGCUUGUGAGUAUUUUGGUGAUGUCAUAUGUUUUGACACAACAUACUUAACGAAUAAGUACGACAUGUUAUUUGCUCCUUUUGUUGGUGUCAACCAUCAUGGCCAAUCUAUAUUGUUAGGUUGUGGUUUGUUAUGUUCAGAGGACACAUAUUCAUUUGUUUGGCUAUUUAAUUCAUGGCUUCGGUGCAUGUCCAACAGACCACCCCAAGGAAUUAUUACGGAUCAAUGCAAAGCAAUGAAGAAAGCCAUAGAACUCGUGUUUCCUAACACUCGUCAUAGGUGGUGCUUGUGGCAUAUAAUGAAAAAAAUACCUGAGAAGUUACAAGGUUAUGCAGCUUACAAAGAUAUCAAGCGACAACUUAAGCAAGUUGUGUACAAUUAUGAUUCAUUUGAUGGUUUUGCUUAUGGAUGGGAGAGGAUGAUAACAACAUUUUCACUUCACACCAAUUAUUGGCUUUCUUCACUUUACGAAGAACGACGUAGGUGGCUUCCUUGUUACUUGAGAAACACUUUUUGGGCUGGCAAGUCAACAACUCAAAGAAGCGAGAGCACGAAUGCAUUCUUUAAUGGAUAUAUUAACUCACGCAUUACUUUUCAAGAAUUUGUUAAACAAUAUGACAAUGCAUUACAACACAAGAUAGAGAAAGAGACCCAAGUUGACUUCACAUCAUUAAACACAACUCUUGCAUGCAGUUCACAAUCAUUCAUAGAGCGACAAUUCCAAAAGCAUUACAUACAUGCUAAGUUUACAAAAAUACAGUCAGAAUUUAUAGGUAAAAUUAAUUGUUUCGUUGAUGGUGUUGUGGUAGAAGAUAAUUCUUCAUUGUAUAAGGUCAUGGAGGACUCCAUUCAUAAUGAAAUAAGGGAAGAGAGGACAUUGUGUUUGUGUUUUGGCCCAAGAGCGAUUACAGAGCUUUCUGCUAAGUACAUACUCACAAGAUGGUGUAAGAAUGUCCGCAGAAAGCACACAUAUAUUAGAGCAACAUACAACAACAAUGAAAAGGACCCACAUAUUGAACGAUAUAAUAACUUAAUGAAGACUUUUGGAAAUAUUGUUGAGAUUGUCUGUGAGUCAGUACACAUGACACAAUUAUUGGUUAACAACCUUAGUUCAUCUGUAAACAAGCAUGGCCUACAAAUUUCACCUUCACCAUACGUCAACAACAACAGUCACAUACAAGAAGAACACCUGUAUGAUAGUAACAUAGGCCAUGAUGUAGACACAACUACAAACACUGUUCAAAUCCAAAGCCCUAAAUCUAUGAAGCGAAAGGGUCGACCUAGGACAAGAAGGUUGAAAUCAACAACUGAGAGACUAAAGAGGAAGAAACCAUCAACAAAAGGCAGUACUCAAACAUCCAUUGAUAUUGGUGUAUCAACUGUGCAAUCCCCUGAGUUCAUGUCACUACUGACAUCAUUACACAAUGACAUGCAAAACACGCAAAAUAAUUAUUCUGCGAAAUACCAGUCCAUUUGA